Molecule: messenger RNA, 366 nt
Organism: Drechmeria coniospora
Lineage: Eukaryota; Fungi; Ascomycota; Sordariomycetes; Hypocreales; Ophiocordycipitaceae
Exons: 1
Coding region: 1-366 (121 amino acids)
Source: RefSeq, a predicted model, not a curated record
AUGAGGGACUUCACUUCAUCGGGCAAGCGGUGGCGAGCCCGGACGCCGGUUUGGCAAGCGCACGUCCGGCAGCGACUGCUUGCUGCCCACGCGCUCGUGCUCUCGAGUGCUCAAGGCAGGCGCAACCACAUCGCCGGGGCAGGAUCAUCGUCGUCUCUGCGGUCUGCUCUCGUGCAUCGCGUCCGCCAGCUUCGCUCCGGCGUCGACAAUGACGGCCGGUAUGGCAAGGCGAUUGCCUUGGCAGCUCCCUCGCGUGUCCCUGCCCAAGCCGCGGCUUUGGAGGAGCGUCGCAGCCAGCAGCCAACAGGAAGCUUCACGGUGUGGCACGCGCCAAGACCACCUCCAUCGCAGGAGCGUCGGCACUAA